Messenger RNA from Neoarthrinium moseri, 1527 nucleotides. RefSeq lists its product as uncharacterized. The record is from RefSeq and is a predicted model, not a curated record. Gene Ontology annotation, molecular function: GTPase activator activity. Lineage: Eukaryota; Fungi; Ascomycota; Sordariomycetes; Amphisphaeriales; Apiosporaceae. Gene Ontology annotation, biological process: positive regulation of autophagy; negative regulation of TORC1 signaling. The coding region runs from base 1 to 1527 and encodes 508 amino acids. Gene Ontology annotation, cellular component: GATOR1 complex; vacuolar membrane. The transcript has 3 exons.
AUGGGACAGCCUCGAGCAGCAACUCUAUCCCUAACAACCAGACAACCAGAGACACAAGUUCCCAUUGACACGAGGAUGCACAUACCGCGGACCAAGAUUGUGGCCCAGUCACCGCCUGGCUGCAUCGUGGCCUCUCAGUUGGCGCCUCACGCCAAGCCCUUGGUGGACUUUGAUAUCAUUCAAGAGUACAUCAUUCCGCGCAAGGCCUUCUUCAACCGCUUCGUCACGGUGAACACCCCGGACAACAAGUACAGUAUCCUGGGCUUCCCCGUCUCCAUACCGAAUGAGCGCUAUGACCGGAAUGAGUUCAUCUUCAACUUCGGGCUCGUGGUCGAGUCCGACUGCGAUUUCAUUCCAUAUGAGCGCCUGGUCCGGAGGCUAGCCAUGACCUUUGCCGAGAUGGAGAAGCAAGGAGGGUACCUGAGCUCCGAGGCCAAGGUCGACGACGGCAGGAGGCCCAUCGAGAGCCUGUUGGAGAUCGUCAAGGAGGAUCUGAACAACUACGGCGAAUGCAUGAUUCCCGUCGACGAGGCCAACACAAUCAACAUGAAGCUUUUUCCGUACCACCCGCCACCACCUCCCGUGCGUGGCUGGCACGUCCCAGUCCCCAAGAUGAAACUGACGGAAAUCGUGGACCCCACGUGGGACUUGACGCUCCAGAAACUGAUACCGCAUAUCGACGGCGUCAACGAUGUGCGGCGCAUUGCCUGGUUGGCGGAUGUGUCGCUGCCCCUGACCCAAACAGCUCUUCAGCACCUGCUAUACUACGACACUAUCCUGCUGCUUGACAUGUUCUUCUUUGGCGGCUGCUACGCACCGCGACCUAGUAUUCACGACUUCGUGGCCAACCGCGACGGGCUGGUAGACGAGUGCGCCGGGUACGUGUGCCUCGGAGGCCUGGGGCCGAGCGACUCAGUGGCAGCCUCCAGCGGUAGCUUGUCCACAGGCAAAAACACCGUCGGAGCCAGCACCAACGUCACGCCCAGCAAGGACGUCCUCGGUACCACAGCACAGAUCCCGCCACAAACAUCAGCCCUUGCACCGCAGAGGGUCUCCAACUAUCAACUGAUCAAGCUGAUGACGACCUUCUGUGUCGGCCGCUCUGUCAUGGAAUGGAUCAAGCUGCACACAGACGCCGGAUGGCCGGUCCUGAGCCUCAUAGACGUGCGGCGUUUCAUCCAGUUCGGCGUCAUCAAGGGCUUGCUGUACCGCGUUCACAAGUAUGUCGUGUCCAAGCAGUACCUCGCCCUGCUAGCGACGGGGCAGGCACGCCCGCUGCGCGAUGACGAGCGGGUCGGGGUCAGACCCGGCGGUCUGGGCGAGGAUGAGGACGGCACCGCGGCCGGAGAGGGGCCUGCUGGCGGUCGAGGAGCCUGGAUGGGCGAGGAUCCGCUGCAGAGAUACACCGACGGCUGUCAUUGUUUCGACCAGAUCAUCACGGAGCAGAACAUGACGGCUGCGGAGAUUGUGGAGAAGCUGAAGGGCUUCCAGGCGCCAGCAGGGGACCUGACAGUCUUCUAUCGAUGA